Molecule: messenger RNA, 2884 nt
Organism: Micropterus dolomieu (smallmouth bass)
Lineage: Eukaryota; Metazoa; Chordata; Actinopteri; Centrarchiformes; Centrarchidae
Gene: gprc5ba
Product: G protein-coupled receptor, class C, group 5, member Ba
Exons: 4
Coding region: 513-1709 (398 amino acids)
Biological process (GO): G protein-coupled receptor signaling pathway
Cellular component (GO): intracellular membrane-bounded organelle; plasma membrane; extracellular exosome
Molecular function (GO): G protein-coupled receptor activity; protein kinase activator activity; protein kinase binding
Source: RefSeq, a predicted model, not a curated record
GCGUCAACCCGGACAUUCAGCGGCGUAAUUAGCGCAGUAGCAGCAGGAGAAGGGGAUCCGGCCGGUUUUGGGGGGCACCAUCUCUGCGCAUCACAGGAUUUCGACUCAGUGUGUGUUUUAUUUAAUUUGAUGAAUGCUCAUUCAUUGGCACAGAGUGAAAGUCAAAGAUGCGCACCGCUGAACAAAGGAUUUAGUGUUAAACGAUCAAGAAUCUCAUCCACAUUUUAUUCCUGACAGCCAUUUGGACUUGUCAAGACGCGGCAUUCAUGCCCAUUCUGCCUCUGAGGACAACGGACACAGGCUGAAUAACCGGGUUCCUCUAGUUUCCAACGUGGAGGAAUCAUCUGGGCUGAUCGCGCACAAGUCCAUGUGGAUGGAGAGAGAAUACGCAAGCACAGCGAGCGGAGCUCCCUCCGAAAUGUGACAUUUUUAUUCCGUCGCCCAUCGUAGCCUACCUGACAGCUGUGCUUCUGCCUUCGUCCUCGAUCAGAUUUGUUUACAUCGAUUAAGAGAUGGCGUUCCUCCCGGUUCUGUUCCUGCUGCUGCUGACUGUUGCUCAUCGUGCCGCUGGUCAAGACCCCGAGGACCCAGAAGCUCUCCCAAGAGGCUGCGGCUGGGGCCUUGUGCGUCCCUACACCCUCCUUUGUGACCUGGACUCCAUAUGGGGUGUGGCUGUCGAGUCUGUGGCUGCUGGUGGGGCGCUGACUGCCGUCUUGCUAGCCCUAGUCCUGCUAUGCCGUUUGCACCACAUCGGUGAGGCUGAGAAGCGCAGUGCUGUGGGACCCAUCCUCCUGCUGCUCCUUGGCAUCCUUGGCUUGUUCGGCCUGAGCUUUGCUUACUUGAUCGAGCAGGAUGAGUCUUUAUGUCUGCUCCGCAGGGCCCUGUGGGGUCUCCUGUUUGCUGUCUGCUUCUCAUGCUUGCUGGUGCAGGGUGUCCGACUGCAUAGGCUUGGUCGUGAGCGACGGAGCCCUGGCAGCUGCGCCCUAACAGGCCUUGCGUUGGGUUUGAGUGCUGUGCAGGGUAUCAUUGCCGCGGAGUGGCUACUUCUGACCGUGCUGAAGGAGGGACAAGCUGCCUGUCUGUACCUGCCAGUGGACUUCUCACUAGCCUGCAGCUACGUGCUAGCCCUCCUACUAGCCGCACUCACUGCCGCCUCCCUAGCGCUAUGUGGAAAGACACGUCAAUGGCGCUGCAAUGCCAUCUGGCUGCUCGUGACAUGCCUGCUGUCGCUGCUGCUGUCGGUGACCUGGGUGGGCUUCUAUCUGUAUGGCAACGCCUGGCUGGGGAGGUACCCAGACUGGAAUGACCCGGCACUGGCCAUUGCUUUAGUGGCUCAGGGCUGGCUGCUGCUGAUAUUCCACGCCAUUCCUGAGUCCCACAUCUGCCUGAGACCUCCUCCACAGCCCACUGCCCCAGAUUACUUUGACACCUCCCAGAACUCGACACGGAUGAGGGAGACCAGCUUCGAUGAAGACAUCCCUCUCUCUCACAGGCAGUUUGUGGAGAACCAGGGCUACGGAUACAGUGACGAGAACGCCGCAGGUUUGAGGAGUGGUAGCAGUGCCGCGCAACACAACAGUAACACCGCUGCCAGGCCCAGUGCUCCUUUCCGCAGCAACGUCUAUCAGCCCACUGAGAUGACCAUGAUCCUGAACGGGGGAGCGGUGCCCUCUGCCCCUCCAACCUACACAGGGAGGCAGCUGUGGUGAGUGAGAGGAUUGGAAAGAAGAUGUGUGGUAAAAAAAAACAAAUGAGGAGAAGAAGAGGAUGUAGAGGGUGAGGAGGGACGGGGUCCAGGACGAGAAGCCCGCCUGGUUGUAUUGAACUUAAAACAUGGAUGCCAAAAAGGCCCUUUCACUCUGUGUACAGACUUAAACACUGACUGUGUGCCAAUCAACUAUUGUAUGAGUGCAUGUGUGAGAGUGCGAGAAAGUAGGGUAUGGAGGACAGAGCUAAAGCUCUUCUAGCACACAAAUCUCUAUAGAAGGGUUGAGAAACUCAUAAUGUGCCCAGCAAGUAGCAAAACAAAACACACACUGACUCGGAUCUAAAAACAUCAACAUGCAGUAUUCUUUUCUUAUUGUUUGAUUUGCUCCCCUGAGACUGCAGCACUGUAAGCAUCCUUGAAAACUGUGAAAUAUAUCGCUUUUCCCUGCUCUCUCGCUCAUUCCUGUCAGUCAGGAUGUCUUUUUUUCUGCUGCUCCUCACAAUGCUGGCGCUCAAGUGGAAACAUUUGGCUCUGUCCUCCAUCCAUCCAAAGCGUAGGUGAAGACAGAGUACAUGGGCAACUGUACAGUGUGAGCACAUCCCUCUUAAAAAGAACCCAGCCUCUGUGGGUGUGUAUGUAGAGUAUGUAAGAGGAAAACGUUUGUGUGUAUUCCCGGCACCACAACUCUACCACUCCAAUCAACCAUGCCUCUCCAGACUGUUACCCCUCUCCUUCCUCCUUGUCUCUCUCUGUUGCCGGUUAGCAUUUCUCUGCGCCGUCUGUGAGCAUAACACAUAACUUUUCUCACCUUGCCUCAUCCUCUCACCUGCAUGGACACUUUGCAAAAUGUGAAACAAACUGUGAAGCCUUGCGGUUGGAAAAGAAGUUUCCCCUUUGACCGCGCACACAACAAGAGCAGCCUGGAGCACCAGAACAGAGGGAUCACAAGCUGCUAAUGAACUGCUGUUAGAUAUAUGCGCGGCGUAGAGUGGAUUCUGAUUGGACAAGGAGGGUGUCAGUCAUCAGUGGGGAGGCACCGCUUCAUGUAUCUAGGUCACACUACUGUGUGCUGCUCUCCCACAUCUCCAGUGGCCACUGGCGGUUUGAACCAGCCAGGAGAAAUUGUCACUUUAUAUCAGCAGGAAACAGAGCAAGAAAAUUAAAUGGUUCUCCUGU